Messenger RNA from Lycium ferocissimum, 3566 nucleotides. RefSeq lists its product as uncharacterized. Lineage: Eukaryota; Viridiplantae; Streptophyta; Magnoliopsida; Solanales; Solanaceae. The transcript is spliced from 21 exons. The coding region runs from base 131 to 3370 and encodes 1079 amino acids. The record is from RefSeq and is a predicted model, not a curated record.
CAACCUUUUUUUUUUUUGGUCAUAUUAUUUUUAUUCCAGCUUCAUUAAUUAAUUAAUAUGGACUCUCACAAUCUUCACACUUGAACAAGGGUUUCAGUUUCCCAUAGAUCCAUAUAGCUCACACCCGACGAUGAACCGUGACGUGUCACAGCCGUUAGCCACGUCACCGGUUCUCAAAACCGAAACAACAACUGAUCGGCGUUACGUUAUUAAACCGGAAUCGAACGGUUCGGUUAAUGCUCCGGUUCGGAAUCGUGACACUAACGGCGUCGUUGUAUACACAAGGAACAAGAGAUUGAAAAGUAACGCUAAUGAGCGUAGUGGCAUAGUUGUAAUUAACGAUGUAACGGAGGGUAAUUCCGGAAUCCCAGUGUUGAAGUGUAAUUCAAGUGGUAAAGUCGUAAUUAACGACGAAACAAAGGGUAUUUCCGUAAUUCCAGUGCGCAACGGUGAGAAUGUUGUCGUCGAAGAAGAACCGAGUGGUGGCAAAGUUGUAAUUAACGAUGUAACCGAGGGUAUUUCCGUAAUUCCAUUGUGCAACGGUAGCGUUGAAGAAGAACGGAGUGAUUUGAAGUGUAAUUCAAGUGGCAAAGUUGUAAUUAACGAUGAAACUGAGGGUAUUUACGGAAUUCCAGUGUGCAAGCGAUUGAAAAGUGCGGCUAAUGAGUGUAAUUCAGGUGGUAAAGUUGUAAUUAACGAUGAAACAAAGGGUAUUUCCGUAAUUCCAGUGUGCAAUGGCAGCGUUGAAGAAGAACUGAGUGAUUUGAGGUGUAAUUCAAGUGGUAAAGUUGUAAUUAACGAUGAAACAAAGGGUAUUUCGGGAAUUCCAGUGCGCAACGGUGGCGUUGAAGAUGAACCGAGUGAUUUGAGUGGUAAAGUUGUAAUUAACGAGGUAACAGAGGGUAAAAUGGUGGAAAUUGAAGUCAAAGAGGAGUCAACGUUAACAGUCAACUGUGUUACUACUGUUAAUGUGGAACCACUUAAUAUGUCUAAUGAGAAUUUGGAACUGUUGGAAGGUAAAUUGAUUACAUGUGGUGAAGUUCAUGAUAGUAAUGGUGUGUCUGUAUUGAGUAGUAGUAUGGAAAUAUCGAAGAAGAUAUCGAUUAUAGGAAGACCUACUACUGUUAAGGAGCUUUUCGAAACUGGUUUGCUUGAGGGAUAUCCAGUUUUUUAUAAUGGUGGCAAGAGGGGAAUUCCACUGAGGGGAACAGUCAAAGAUAUUGGAAUUCUAUGUUCUUGUGAUCUGUGCAAGGGUGCCAGGGUUGUUCCUCCUUGCAAAUUUGAGAUCCAUGCAUGUAAAACAUAUAGACGUGCAUCACAGUAUAUCUGCCUGGAGAAUGGGAAGGGUCUCCUUGAUGUGGUCAAAGAAUGCAGGAAAGGUUCUUUGAAGAAUUUAGAAGCAACAAUUCGGAGCUUCAUUGGCCCGAUUCCUGUGAAAGAAAAUAUCAUAUGUCAGAAUUGCAAAAGGUAUUUUGCUGCAACCUCAGUUGGAAAAAUUGAUCAAAUUUGUGAUUCUUGCGUAGUCUCUUUAAGAUCAGAAGCCACUCCAACUCAGUCAAUAAAAGUUGAAGCUGGGAUAUUUGAGCCCGUUCUGAACAUAAAUUCCUCCGAAACUUCAACUGCGUCAGAUACUUCACUAAAAAGGAGUAGAGGAAGAAAAAAGAAAAAGGAUGUGGAAAUAUAUUCAAGGAAAAAGUCCCUCAGAAUAUCUUCGGCGCAUAUAAUCUCAGGAAGGAGGGAUCAGUUGAAGACACCAAACAGGUUAUCCAAUCCAGUUCUUUCUCCACACUCAAAUGGAGCUGCCACGAUGUGCAACUCUUUCAGAGAUAAGAUGCAGAGCAAGAUCUCAAAAAAAUUGUCGAAAUCCAUUGCAGCUUCGAGUUCCUUGAAAAUUGGUUCUCUUGGUGUUUCAGUACACUCUAGGACCCAAUGGAAAAUUACAAAAAAGGAUCAAAAACUGCAUUGGUUGGUUUUUGAGGAAGGUGGACUGCCCGAUGGGACUGAGGUAGCUUAUUAUUCUCGUGGAAAGAAAUUGCUCAUUGGUUAUAAGCAGGGAUCUGGUAUAUUUUGUUCUUGCUGCAAUUCUGAGGUUAGUCCAUCACAAUUUGAAGCUCAUGCAGGUUGGGCGUCUCGCAAAAAACCCUAUGGAUACAUUUACACUUCAAAUGGAGUGUCCCUGCAUGAAUUUGCUAUAUCCCUAUUGAAAGGCCGUAAGUCUUCUGUCAAAGACAGUGAUGACCUGUGCAUCAUAUGCGCAGAUGGUGGAAAACUGGUGCUUUGUGAUGGAUGCCCAAGGGCCUUCCAUAAAGAAUGUGCAUCAUUGUCAGCUGUUCCCCUUGGUAAAUGGUACUGUAAGUAUUGUGAAAACAAGUUUCAGAGGGAGAAGUUUGUGGAGCACAAUGCAAAUGCUGUUGCUGCUGGGAGGGUUUCUGGUAUUGAUCCCAUAGAGCAAAUAACCCAACGUUGCAUUCGUAUUGUCAAGAACCCAGAAGAGGCAGAAGUUAUAGCAUGUGUUUUGUGCAGGUGUUACGAUUUCAGUAAAUCUGGAUUUGGUCCACGCACAGUUAUCCUUUGUGACCAGUGUGAGAAGGAAUAUCAUGUUGGCUGCUUGAAGAAACGCAAGAUAGCUGAUUUAAAGGAGCUGCCUAAAGGAAAAUGGUUCUGCUGUGUGGAUUGCAAGAGGAUCUAUUCUGCACUGCAAAAUUCGCUGAACUCGGGAGAAGAGAAGCUGUCAGAAUCUUGCCUGGGCGCUGUAAGAAUGAAGCUAAGGGAAAAGCGUUUGGAUUUUGUUGGUGUUCCUGAUGUGAGAUGGAGACUUCUAAGUGGCAAAAUUACUUCUCGUGAAACCAGAGUGUUACUAGCAGAAGCUGUUUCAAUUUUCCAUGAUUGCUUUGAUCCUAUUGUUGAUUCGGCAACUGGACGUGAUUUCAUUCCAUCUAUGGUCUAUGGAAGGAAUAUUAGGGGCCAAGACUUUGGGGGCAUGUACUGUGCUAUAUUGACAGUAAACUCAAUAGUAGUAUCAGCAGGGAUCCUCCGUAUUUUUGGUCAGGAUAUGGCAGAGCUUCCUCUUGUGGCAACACGUAUUGAUAGCCAGGGCCAGGGUUACUUUCAGUUGCUUCUCUCCUGUAUAGAAAAAUUGCUUGCAUUCUUAAAUGUAAGAAAAUUUGUACUCCCUGCUGCUGUUGAAUCAAUGUCAAUAUGGACCGAGAAAUUCGGAUUCAAAGAGAUCCCACCAGAUCAGCUUGUCAGCUACAAAAAAACCUGUUGGCAAAUGAUUACCUUUAAAGGAACAUCUAUGCUGGAAAAAAUGGUUCCUAAAUGUCGAAUCAUUCGGCAUGAGGAAACUGAAACUGAUGCACCAGAUGAGUAGUAGUAGGCUGCAAAUAGGAUUUUUUUCCAUUCAACCCAUUUUGUAGAGAGAUUUCUGACCACAUGUAUAUAUUAGAAUCUUAUUUAAUCAAAGAGGAUGAGUUGAACUUUACAAAUUAUGAAUUUGAGAGGAUCAAAAUUUUGUAAAGAAGGUUCUUAUUACUUAAAAGUCAAUGCUGUUGCAUGUUUAUAAGUUA